AUGCCGAGUCAGACACAGCUAAAUGAAAUCGCUCUCGGUUUAGAGCUUUCCGGUUUACCUUUCUUCUGGGUGUUAAAGACUCAACGUGGACCGUGGGAUACCGAACCGGUCGAGCUUCCCGAAGGUUUCGAAGAGCGGACCAAGGAGAGAGGGAUGGUUUGGAGAGGCUGGGUUGAACUACUGAGAACGUUGAGCCACGAUUCGAUCGGUUUGGUUUUGACUCAUAGCGGUUGGGGAACGCCAAUAGAAGCUAUCCGGUUUGCUAAACCGAUGGUGGUGUUGGCUUUUAUGAAUGACCAAGGUUUAAAUGCCAGGGUGAUAGAGGAGAAAAAGAUUGGGUAUAUGAUCCCUCGGGAUGAGACAGAAGGUUUCUUUACCAAAGAAAGUGUUGCUAAGUCGUUGAGAUUGGUAAUGGAAGAUGAAGAAGGAAAGGUCUAUAGAGAGAAUGUGAAGGACAUGAAAGGAGUGUUUGGAGACAUGGAUAGGCAAGAUCGUUAUGUUGAUUCUUUCUUGGAUUAUCUUGUUGCUAAUCGUUACUUUGAGCAUGAGUCUUGA
Molecule: messenger RNA, 555 nt
Organism: Microthlaspi erraticum
Lineage: Eukaryota; Viridiplantae; Streptophyta; Magnoliopsida; Brassicales; Brassicaceae
Source: the annotation of a GenBank genome assembly